CAACAACAGUAAACAACAACACAUGCUGCCAGCAGUUUGAUACAACUUUAUAUUAUAAUAAGCUAAGUCUAGGCUUGGCUCUACUCUAACUCUACUCUCCAGGUAUUGUUUAUUAAUAUUAUGGCAGACCAUGUAGGCCGAACUUCAAAGUCCUGUUAUCACAGUGUUCCAAAGUUUUCCAAGUUACAUCCAGUUAUACCAAAACGAUAUGUGCCAGAGUGGAAGACUGAUAUGAGAAACAGAGAACUUAUUGUAAAGAAUUGUGAAAUGAGUGGAAUCAUCUCCAAAGGUCCUCACGAUGAGAGCUUAUAUCUAGAUAAACGAGAACGAAUGAACAAAGUUGAGCCCAGGGAACGAGUCGAGGUGAAGAAACCUUCGUACGACAGAUACACCGCUCUUCGACCGGAGUUUCACACAGGACAGUCAAAAUACCAAAGCAGUUUGAUGUUUAGAACAGAUGAUGUCUUUGACCAUCAACAGUAAUUCGUAUUAUAUAAUAAUUUUUAACUUGAUUGGACUAGAAUGUGAAUAAUGAAAUUUUGAACACUGGCGUAUUUCUUAUAUUUUUGUAAUUUCAUUUUUAUAUUCAGAUAGAAAUGCAUAUAAAUAUUAGUACAGGUAUCUUUGUACACACAGUAAAACAAAUUCUUUCGUUUUGUUUGUUUACUUUACUUUACGUUUUUGUGUUUAUUCAGCAGAUUCAACUUGGUAUUUAAAAAAUAAAAUCGACCCAUCUGUUGAAACAGUAAAACAGAAAAAGAAAUAUAGACAGAACAAUUUGCUGUAUUUUAAAAUUAAAAUCUACCCAUCUGUUGAAACGAAUAAAAUUGUAAAACAGAAAAAGAAAUAAAGGCAUCAUGUCACCAAUUUGCUGCGUACCUAUUCCAUUCAGUGUUAUCUUAGGCUUUUGCUAUAUCUCCCGGUGCAUUGUAAUUGACCUUACUCCUAAGCCCCGCCCCUUGGAUAUUGUUGCUAAGGUCCCACAAAUCAAUCACGUAAAUCUGAGAGCAGUCAUAUUACAUAGUAAGACUGCUUCCUGAUGUAAAUGUAUGUAAACAUGUGCGACUGUGAGACAAGACGUGUUUUUUUGGACACGCAAAUAUUCCGGGCACUGUUCUGAUUGAUAUAUUUUGUUUGAUAAUAGAGAAAUCUUUGAUUGACACCCCGACUCAGAAAGGUCAAUUGGAUCAUAGAGAUAUUGGAUCGACGGGCACAUAUUGUAACCAUUAUGUUUUAGUAAUGUGGUGUGUAUUUAUUUUUGAUCUACAAUUGUUUACUUUUUCUAAAAUUCAAAUAAAUUCAUUUCACUUGUUCACAAUAGUAUAACAAGAAUAAAUAAGUGCAGUAGGUAAAAUUCUAUUAGUGUACAUGAAAGAAUAAGUGGUGACAGGCGACUUUUUGAAUUACCUCAUAUUUUCACACCAAAAGGCAUUAAAAAAAUGACUAAAUUGGACAUUCAAAAGAGAUACAGAAAACAGAAAUAACAUUUGGCAGAAUGGAUUCAAAAUAUGGCUUGACACUACAGCUGUUAAUUCCACAAAAACAAAAUCAAAGGGAUCUAAUAGUUUACUGAAAAACCACUGUAAUGGGAUGCGGAUUAUGAGAUAAACUGCUAAAUAUUACAAAUAUAGGCUUAUCGUAGAGACAAGAACAUCAUAAUUGCUGUAUGUUAAGUUUAUUUUAAUCAAUUUUUAAAUAUUUUUAAUGUGAAACUGGUGAGUUGGAAACACGGACUUUUUUUUUUACAGCGAUUAGGUUCGCUUUUGUUUUUCCUGCCAACUUCUCGUGUUUGUUUGUGCUGUUUGUGUUGUUUUGGCAAUAAAGAUAAUAAGAAUGUUUUAAGGAAAA
This is a messenger RNA of Anneissia japonica, 1848 nucleotides long. Its product is annotated as testis-expressed protein 43-like. The transcript is spliced from 3 exons. The coding region runs from base 121 to 483 and encodes 120 amino acids. The record is from RefSeq and is a predicted model, not a curated record. Lineage: Eukaryota; Metazoa; Echinodermata; Crinoidea; Comatulida; Comatulidae.